AUGGCGCCGAAUUCCCGAAUCAUCCUCGUCCGGCAUGCUCAAGGCGUGCACAAUGUCAACCUAGAACAUCACAUCCUCGAUGCCGUCCUCACACCUCUCGGCGUCAAGCAAGCCAAGUCCCUCGUCGAAGCCCUCCCUCAACUACAAAUCGAAAUCGACCUGAUCGUCACCUCUCCUCUCAAGCGUACCCUCCAAACAACCACCUACGCCUUCUCCCCGGCCAUCGAACGCCUGGGCAUCAAAUCCAUAAUCUGCAUCCCUCAAGCGCAGGAAUGUGGCCCAGAGCCGUGCAACAUCGGCUCACCGCGCGCCGAGCUCGAGAAACUCCCGGAAUACGCCGACUUUGACUUCUCCCGCCUGACACCGGACUGGACGAGUAAGGCGGGCUUCUACGCCGCGGAUCUGCCCGCGCUCGCCGAACGCGCGAAAUGGGUCCGGCAAUUCCUCCGCGAGCAGCCGCAGAAGACUAUCGUCCUCGUCGCCCAUGGGGAUUUCUUGAGGCAGUUGAUGGCGUCCGAAACCGGGCCGGGUUUGCACCCGUGGCGGAACGCGGAGGUCAAGGCUUUCACGUUUGAUCCGGAAUUCGUGGGGAAGGACGAGUGUUUUCUUGUUGAGGAGGGCAGGGAGUCCCUUGCGCCGGGAUACCCUUGGAGGGCGACGGAGGCGGAUCUCGUCCCUGCGGGUGGGAAGUUGUGA
Molecule: messenger RNA, 696 nt
Organism: Dissoconium aciculare CBS 342.82
Lineage: Eukaryota; Fungi; Ascomycota; Dothideomycetes; Mycosphaerellales; Dissoconiaceae
Product: phosphoglycerate mutase-like protein
Exons: 2
Coding region: 1-696 (231 amino acids)
Cellular component (GO): cytoplasm
Molecular function (GO): phosphatase activity
Source: RefSeq, a predicted model, not a curated record